CCUGGUUGUCAUCUCUGCCGUCCGCCACCCGCUCUCUGCCAUUUGCGCGCUGCCAUCUCUCCUCCUCGCCAUCAUCCAACGCACGCCGACCCAGUAUGCGCUCGCUCUUGUUGUCGAAGCCCUUCAGCACCCGAAUCCGUCUGGCCCGGACCUUUUCGUCAACAUCCCCGUCCGCUCUGCCCCAGUGGAUCCUGAGGGCCGACGACGAAACCGACAGCCAGGCCCUCCAGCGUCGACUCGAAGCUCGCCCCGCUCACCUGGUCCGAGCCGCCGAGGCCAAGAAAACCGGCACGGUCCUGCUUGGAGGAGCCAUCAUGUCCGAGUCCCGCGAUCGCAUGGUCGGCAGCGUCAUGGUCCUCGAGUUCGAGACCCGCGAAGAGGCUGAAGAGUGGGUGAUCAACGAUCCCUACAUCAAGAACAGGGUCUGGCAGCGGUCGUUCACCCUGGAGCCGUUCCGAAUCCCCGACAACAUGAAGUAGGCUCCUCCAUCGCAGAGCCUCAAUAUACUCCAGUAUUCCCACUCA
Molecule: messenger RNA, 524 nt
Organism: Polychytrium aggregatum
Lineage: Eukaryota; Fungi; Chytridiomycota; Chytridiomycetes; Polychytriales
Exons: 1
Coding region: 96-479 (127 amino acids)
Source: RefSeq, a predicted model, not a curated record